GCAAGGAGGGAAGGAGGCAAGGAGGGAGGGUGCAUCCUUGCUACGUCAUCGGGACGUCGCUGCCGCUUGCAGUGGUGUGAGCGCGCAGACAGCAGGCUGACAUUGACGACUCACCCCACGAACUCGCCGUGAAAAGGUCGUGGCGUUGACGUUGCCGCGUCUCAGGAGCUCACCGCGGCGCUGACUCGGCAUCCUUCCUUUCAUGCCUCGGGGCCGCGCCUGAAACCUCCGAGCCGCAGAACCCGACCGCCACCACCCGUGCAUCCAAGAUGGACGACGACGGACGCUACCGGGACAACCGCUCAGACUUCAUCCGCGGCGCCAAGGACAUCGCCAAGGUGGCCAAGAAGCAGGUGGGCAAGAAGAUGGGGCGCGGCGUGGACAAGGUGGCCGACGAGUACACCCGUCGUUCCUAUAAGCGCUUCGAGGAGGAAGACGACGACGACGACUACGCCAGCGGAGCGGGCGACGACGGCGGCUACCGUGGCAACGACAGCCGCGCCAACGACGACGAGGGCCAUAGCGACUCCACCGAGGGCCACGACGAGGACGACGAGAUCUACGAGGGCGAGUACCAAGGCAUCCCGCGGGCCGACUCGGUGGGCAAGGGCGGCGCGGCUGACGGGGUGGAGGCGCAGGCGCAGCAGUUCCGGGACAUGUCGGCGUACGAGGGCAAGCGGCGGAAGGACCAGGAGGAGCUGGCUCAGCAGUACGAGAGCAUCCUGCAGGAGUGCGGACACGGAAAGUUCCAGUGGACGCUCUACUUCGUCCUCGGCUUGGCGCUCAUGGCCGACGGCGUGGAGAUCUUCGUGGUCGGCUUCGUGCUGCCCAGCGCCGAGAAGGACAUGUGUCUGUCAGAGCCCAACAAGGGCAUGCUGGGUCUGAUCGUGUACCUGGGGAUGAUGGUGGGCGCCUUCGUGUGGGGCGGCCUGGCCGACCGCAUCGGCCGGCGGCAGACGCUGCUCAUCUCGCUCUCCAUCAACAGCGUCUUCGCCUUCUUCUCGUCCUUCGUCCAGGGCUACGUCUCCUUCCUCUUCUGCCGCCUGGCCUCGGGUGUCGGUAUCGGUGGCUCCAUCCCUAUCGUCUUCUCCUACUACUCGGAGUUCCUGGCUCAGGAGAAGCGAGGAGAACAUCUGAGCUGGCUCUGCAUGUUCUGGAUGAUCGGCGGCAUCUACGCUUCGGCCAUGGCCUGGGCCAUCAUCCCCCACUACGGUGAGACGCGUCAUAUCUUCACCUUUAAUCCGCGUUCUCCUGUCCAUGUUUUUGUCUCCGCAGGCUGGAGUUUCCAGAUGGGCUCCGCCUAUCAGUUCCACAGUUGGCGCGUCUUCGUGAUGGUGUGCGCCUUGCCCUCGGUGGCGGCCAUCUCGGCCCUCAGCACCAUGCCUGAGAGCCCCCGCUUCUACCUGGAGAAUGGGAAGCACGACGAGGCCUGGAUGAUUCUGAAGCAGGUCCACGACACCAACAUGAGGGCCAAAGGUUACCCAGAAAGGGUUUUCUCUGUGACCACGAUCAAAACUGUGAAUCAAAUGGACGAGUUGGUCAACUUGGGCGACGGCGCCGCCUGGCACCAGAAAUGGAGGAUAAAGCUCACCUCGCUUUUCCAUCAGGUGUGGAGUAAUUUCCUGACAAUUUUCUCCCCUGAGUACCGUCGCACCACCUACAUGAUGAUGGCCGUCUGGUUCUCUAUGUCCUUCAGCUACUACGGUUUGACCGUGUGGUUCCCCGACAUGAUCAAGUACCUUCAGAAGCAGGAGUACUCGUCACGCACCAAAAUCUUCUUGAAGGAGAAAGUGGAACACGUCACCUUCAACUUCACGCUGGAGAACCAGAUCCACCGCCAGGGAGAGUACUUCAAUGACAAGUUCAUGAACCUGAAGAUGAAGUCCAUGGUGUUUGAGGACUCGUUGUUUGAGGAGUGUUACUUUGAGGACAUCACCUCCAGCAACACCUUCUUCAAGAACUGCACCUUUAUCGCCACCCUCUUUUAUAACACGGAUCUGUUCAAGUACCGGCUGGUCAACAGCAAGCUGAUCAACAGCACCUUCCUGCACAACAAAGAGGGCUGCCUGCUGAGCGACGUGGGUGACGAGAACAACGCCUACAUGGUCUACUUUGUCAGCUUCCUGGGCACCUUGGCCGUGUUGCCCGGCAACAUCGUCUCGGCGCUGCUCAUGGACAAGAUCGGACGGCUCAGGAUGCUGGCGGGAUCCAGUGUGAUUUCCUGCAUCAGCUGUUUCUUCCUGUCCUUCGGCAACAGCGAGUCGGCCAUGAUCGCCCUGCUCUGCCUGUUCGGAGGCAUCAGCAUCGCCUCCUGGAACGCCCUGGAUGUGCUGACAGUGGAGCUCUACCCAUCUGACAAGAGGACCACGGCGUUCGGCUUCCUCAACGCGCUGUGCAAGCUGGCCGCCGUGCUGGGCAUCAGCAUCUUCACCUCCUUCGUGGGCAUCACCAAGGCCGUGCCCAUCCUCUUCGCCUCGGCGGCGCUGGCGGCCGGCAGCUUCCUGGCCCUCAAACUACCGGAGACGCGGGGUCAGGUGCUGCAAUAACCGCGGAGCCCACCACAAUUACUAUUACUACAGUACUACUACAACUACUACUACUACUACUACUACUACCCGACGGGCGAGGUUAACGGGGGGCUGCUGAGUGUUUUGAAGGAACAGCUGAAGAGUUCUCCACCUCCUUAGCCCUUUAAUCAUUUACCAUUGACCAUUAGAUCAGAAUUUGCAUUCUGAAGCCCCGCCCCCAAAAGUGUGCUUGGGUUGGAGGUUGGGGAAAUGGGGGCUCUUAAUGGCGAGCCAUGUAAAAUUGUAGAAAUGAUCGCUGAGCCAUUGCCUCCAUUCACUUACAUUCUUUUUUAAAUUAGCAACAAUUAAGCGUCGAAGCUUCGUUUUGUCGCCGUUGACUGCCAUUUUUUUACCCUUUAAAACACCAUUUGUCAUCGCUCCUAAUCGUUAAAUCUCUUGAAGGUUUGGAGCUGAUCAAAGAGUCCAAAGCACAACAAUGAUAUAUCCCCUUACUAUUGUGUUCCGGAGUGUGUUAUGCAUGUGCAAGUGUGUGUGUGUGUGUACUUCUACACCUGCUUGUUUAUUCAAUAGAACCAGACCACUGACUUUGGUAUAGUAGAAGCAGGAUGAGCGCCAUAACGUGUCCAUCUUUUCCACCGCACGGUACCGGCUCGGCUCUACAAGGCGAAGGAGACAGGCUGACAAACUGUGGGGGAGGACGAAGACAGGCAUUUUAUCUGGGAGGAGACUGAGGGCGGCAAGGAAAAGGGAUCGCUGCAGCAAAGUGGACACUUUGAUGCGUCUUAGAGCGGCGUUAGCGUCAGUACCCUCGUUUGUAGCCGCGUAUCCUUAAAUGUUGCGCUCGAUAAAGUGCAGUGGCCGUCGAGACCAGGGGUGUCUAAACUUUUUGACUUUGGGCCUUGGGCUAAAAGAAAAUUGACUGGGGGCCGAAAGCCAACUGCAUGUAUUUGUA
Messenger RNA from Nerophis lumbriciformis (worm pipefish), 3480 nucleotides. RefSeq names its product synaptic vesicle glycoprotein 2A (gene sv2a). The record is from RefSeq and is a predicted model, not a curated record. NCBI's taxonomy places the organism in Eukaryota, Metazoa, Chordata, Actinopteri, Syngnathiformes, Syngnathidae. Gene Ontology annotation, biological process: chemical synaptic transmission; transmembrane transport. Gene Ontology annotation, molecular function: transmembrane transporter activity. Gene Ontology annotation, cellular component: synaptic vesicle membrane; neuron projection.